Molecule: messenger RNA, 1659 nt
Organism: Amaranthus tricolor (Joseph's coat)
Lineage: Eukaryota; Viridiplantae; Streptophyta; Magnoliopsida; Caryophyllales; Amaranthaceae
Exons: 8
Coding region: 144-1379 (411 amino acids)
Cellular component (GO): cytoplasm; membrane
Molecular function (GO): protein binding
Source: RefSeq, a predicted model, not a curated record
AGCAAAAAAACAAUAUAAUACGGGGGUUCUCCUUAAAAGUUCCACUUCGGUGUCUCUCUUUCUCUUCUAUUUUCUCUGUAUUCAAAGCUUCGUCAUUCACUCAGGAAAACGUUCACUUUUUUCGAUCAGUCUCCACCUUGUUUAUGAGCUCGAAGGAGAGACCCACUCUUGGUGGAACGCGGAUCAAGACCCGCAAACGGAAUAUAGCUGCUCCUUUGGACCCUGCAGCAUUUUCAGAUGCAGUGGUCCACAUUUAUUUGGAUAACGCUGGUGAUUUGGAACUUAUCGCAAAGAGCAUUGAAUCUUCAGAACUCGACUUCUCAAGAUACGGGGAUACUUUCUUUGAGGUUGUCUUCACUGGGGGCCGUACACAACCUGGAACAACCAAAUCUGAUGAGGGGGAGCGCCACACUUACUCUGUAAUUGAUUCUGAACCGAAACGUGAAAAUAUUUUGGCAUUUGUGGUAUAUGUACAAAAGAUCCUACGCCGGAGGCCUUUCCUUAUAAAGAAUCUCGAAAAUGUUAUGCGAAGAUUCUUACAGUCUCUGGAGCUAUUUGAAGACAAUGAGAGGAAAAAGUUGGCAAUUUUUACAGCUCUUGCUUUCUCCCAAAAGCUUUCAGGUCUUCCACCAGAGACGGUGUUCCAGCCUCUCUUCAAGGACAAUCUUGUGGCCAAGGGGCUAGUUCUUACAUUCAUAACAGACUUCUUUAAGGAGUAUCUUGUUGAGAACAGUCUGGAUGACUUGAUUUCACUCCUGAAGCGCGGUAAAGUUGAGGAAAACCUUCUAGACUUUUUCCCGUCUUCUAAAAAAUCUGCUGAGGCUUUUGCGGAACAUUUCACCAAGGAAGGUCUUGUACAAUUGGUCCAGUACAAUGAAAAAAAGAUAUUUGAGGUUAAACUGGCAGAAAUGAAAUCUGGAUUAACUACUCAGUUAGCAGAAGAAGCUGAUGUAGAAGAAGUGAUUGAAACUGUGAAACAUCAUUUGAAGGAAGCUAAGCUCCCUGACAUUGAGGUUGUGCGCAUUUUAUGGGAUGUUAUUAUGGAUGCUGUUCAGUGGUCGGGUAAAAACCAACAGCAGAAUGCUAAUUCUGCGUUGCGCCAGGUCAAAACCUGGGCAAAGCUCUUAAAUACCUAUUGCACCAGUGGAAAACUUGAACUGGAACUCAUAUACAAAGUUCAGAGCCAAUGCUACGAGGAUACUAAAUUAAUGAAAUUGUUUCCAGAAAUAGUAAGGUCUCUUUAUGACCAGGAUGUGCUUGCGGAAGACACCAUCCUUCAUUGGUUCCGCAAGGGAACAAAUCCAAAGGGCAGGCAAAGUUUUGUGAAGUCGCUUGAGCCCUUUGUGAAAUGGCUGGAAGAGGCGGAGGAGGAAGAAUGAACUCGGUGGUUGUUACUGUAGAAGUUCCCCUACAUCUUCAAAUAUACCCUUUGCUCCUCCCAACAAAUUGUGUUAUUCUUAAGUUUUGUUAUGAUACAAUCAAGCAUUUACAAUAAUUUUUAAUUUGUGCUUCUUGCGAGUUUGUAACCACAUCGAUAAUAUGAUUGGUUAUGUAUUAUAAAUUGGUUUUAAAGCUGUUAUUUUUACAAAAUCUUGUUAUUUUUGUAUGUGCCCUUGAUGCCAUUAAAGAAGCAGGUUUGCAUAAUUUUGGACCAUUUAA